Molecule: messenger RNA, 612 nt
Organism: Notodromas monacha
Lineage: Eukaryota; Metazoa; Arthropoda; Ostracoda; Podocopida; Cyprididae
Source: the annotation of a GenBank genome assembly
GAUUCGAAGAUAGAAACGUAUCAGAAGAUGUGGAGGUUCAUGGAGAACAGGAAGCCGUCAGUGUUCGUGGACACUUACGAAGAAGGGAUCCGACGAGUGUUGGAUGGAAACUACGCCUUCCUCAUGGAGUCCACCAUGUUGGACUACAUUGUCCAGCGAAAUUGCAAUCUCACCCAAAUCGGCGGCCUUCUCGAUUCCAAGGGAUACGGUAUCGCAACCCCCAGAGGGUCUCCCUGGAGAGAUAGGAUAUCGCUGGCAAUCCUGGAGUUGCAGGAGAAAGGCGUGAUCCCAAUGUUUUACAACAAGUGGUGGAAAAACUCGGGUGAUACUUGCAACAAACGCCAAGACCGAGAAAAGGAGUCGAAGGCCUCUGCACUGGGUGUCGACAACAUCGGUGAGAUCUGCCUCUUAUUCUCUACAAAAACAAAAACUCGACAAGAUAAGACCAACAAUGGAUCCAUUCUUAAUUUUUUUUGCGUUUUGUCUCUUUUUUCUAACGAAACUUGUACUGGUGGCGUUUUUGUGGUGCUACUGUGCGGACUGGCGUUUGCAGUCCUCAUCUCCAUCCUCGAGUUCUGCUGGAACUCCAAGAAAAAUGCUCAAACAGAUCAC